Messenger RNA from Nerophis lumbriciformis (worm pipefish), 3236 nucleotides. Its product is annotated as acyl-coenzyme A thioesterase 3-like. NCBI's taxonomy places the organism in Eukaryota, Metazoa, Chordata, Actinopteri, Syngnathiformes, Syngnathidae. The record is from RefSeq and is a predicted model, not a curated record. Gene Ontology annotation, biological process: fatty acid metabolic process; acyl-CoA metabolic process. Gene Ontology annotation, molecular function: fatty acyl-CoA hydrolase activity.
CCUGAGUCAACUAUUUUGGUGAAGUACGCAUAAUCUAGAAUAAUGUAAUAAAAAUCAAACAAUUUGUGCAAUUCAAGAUAUUUGACGGUGCCACAAGAGAAGUCAACAGUGUCAAGCUACUUUAAACGGGGUCCGACGGACCCAUUUUGUCCUUCGCGCAGUGUUUGUGCAGCGUCUGUUGACCCCAUCCACCCCAGGCAACGCACCUUUUCUUCUGCUCAGCGGGACGCCAUGGUUCCUCAAGUCCGGCUCCGGCUGCUUCCCAGCGCCAGGUGUUUGUUCGACGAGCCUGUCCAGGUGAUGGUGGACAGCCUGAGGCCCAGGCAGGUGGUCACCAUGCGGGCCAAGGCGACGGAUGAGAGAGGCGUGGUCUUUCGAUCCUCCGCCAUCUACCGGGCGAAUGGGAGCGGCGACAUUGACCUGAAGAGGGACCCGGCGCUGAACGGGAGUUAUGUAGGCGUGGAGCCCAUGGGUCUGCUGUGGUCCAUGAAGGCGGACAUGCCACAUAAGUACUUCCAUUGGAACCUGGCGCUCAAUCCUCACGUGGUCAAGUUCUCCGUGCACGACGGCGUUCCAGAGGAAGACGAGGAAGGCGGGGCUCUAGCGGAGGCCACCAAUGAGCGGUGUCUGAUUGCGGACGGGGUCAGCCGGGUUGUCAUCAGACAAGAGACAUUUAGUGGUGUUUUGUUCACGCCUGCAGGUAAAGGUCCCUUUCCGGGUGUGCUGGACUUAAGCACCUUCAUGUGCGAGAAGCGAGCCAGUCUGUUGGCCAACAAAGGCUUCAUGGUUCUGACUAUUUCCGUGUUCAACGACAAACCCGCCAGCACCAAGCACUUAAACCUGGACUACUUUGAGGAAGCUGUUCGGUUUUUACAGCAACAACCCAAAGCAGGCGGUCAAGGAAUCGGUGUGCUAUCGAGGUCCAAGGCAGGAGACAUCGGUCUGUCGCUGGCGUCUUUUACCUCGUGUGUGAAGGCGGUGGUGUGGAUCAACGGCUGCAGCGCAAACAUCGGCUAUCCUCUCCACUACAAGAACCGCCAAGUGCUCUCCGUCUUGGGCUACAACUUGAGCAAGGUGAUGCCCACUCCCUCCGGCGCCAGCAUCGUCAAGUUCGGCGUGAGUGAUCCCGAAACCGAGGAGAACAAGGGCAGCGUUGUGCCCGUCGAAAAAGCCAACGCGCACUUUCUCCUGGUGGCGUCGGAGGACGACCUGAACUGGGACAGCAAGGCCUUCAUGGAGGGCAUAGAGCGGCGGCUGAAGAGCGAGGGGAAGAAUAACUUUGAGUGCGUCUGCUACCCGAGAGCUGGACACAUGCUGGAGCCGCCCUACAGCCCGUACUGCCAUUCCGGCCUGCACGGGAUCCUACGUUCACCCGUCUUGUGGGGCGGGGAACCUAAAGCCCACGUCGACGCUGAGGUCCACUUGUGGAAGAAGGUGGAGGACUUCUUCAGAACUCGACUGACCUCCAAAUUAUAGACUCGUCAAGCCCGAUGGGCAUACUUGCCAACACUCCCGAUUUUCCCGGGAGACUCCCGAAUUUCAGCGCCCCUCCCGAAAAUCUCCCGGGGCAACCAUUCUCCCGAAUUUCUCCCGAUUCCCACCCGGACAACAAUAUUGGGGGCGUGCCUUUAACGUCCUCUCUCACCUGAAACCUUCACCCCUUAACAGCCGCAUGCUGUCCAGGCGUCCGCUUUUCCUCCAUAUAAACAGCGUGCCGGCCCAGUCACAUAAUAAUGUAGCGUUGGACGGGUUUAACAAUGGUUUUUACUCAAAGAUGUCAUGAAAAGCUGACACGUUGUAUGAUCUUUUAACUGGAUUAAUGAUACCGUUAAUUUCAAGCACACUCACACAAGUAAAUGCAAGCCCAUACUUGGUCAACAGCCAUACAUGUCACACUGACGGUGGCCGUACAAACAACUUUAACACUGUUACAAAUAUGUGCCACACUGUGAACCCACACCAAUCAAGAAUGACAAACAUAUUUGGGGAGAACAUCCGCACCGUUACACAACAGAACAAAUACCCAGAAUCCCUCGCAGCACUAACUCUUCCGGUACGCUGCAAUAACAUCUACGGCUUUUGGAGCUCAGUGCACAACUGCACACACAACAAGAAGGAGACGGAGCAGAAGAACGAAGAAGAGACAUGGCGACGACGAGUGAGAAGAAGAAAUACGCUUGCAAGUUCCAAAAUGAUCGGAAAAAAGAAUUUCAUUUCAUCCAGGACAGCUCGAAGCGGAAGGGGUAUGCUGCCUGCACAUCAACCCCCCCAUUUCCCGAAUUCGGAGGUCUCAAGGUUGGCAAGUAUGCCGAUGGGAGGGACUGAAGACCAAUUAAGAACAUUUUAAACUUUUAAAUGAGCACAGCUGAACCUCCAUUUACAAACAUUUGAUUGAUUUAUGAAUCGCAGCCCCAAUAAAAAUAUGCUUUGGUGUACGAACUUUGUCUCGGCGUACGAGCGUUUCAAUGUGUGCAUGCAGCACAGCUAUUGUGUGAGGGCUGAUGUUAGCUCGUCGGCGGCGGCGAGUAUGAUUGUCCUCCUGUUGGUGGGAUUGCCUUCAGGAGAACGCCCGAGCGUGGAAUCUUUUAAAGUGGGGAGCCUGGUGCACAGACAGCCACCACACUGUCCUUGGCAAAGAGAAGGCCAGGGUCCAAUGGCAUGGAGAACAAGACAAUUGGGGGCCCAUCUUUGCUGCAGCCUUCUUCCGCCUUUGUGACUGUUGUGGAGCUUCUAUGCAACCAUCAACUGCCCACUCCGCCGUUGAGGUCUUUUGAUGUUAGCUACUGUGCUAAUUGCUACCUGUUGUGCUUUUUAAAGUUGUUUUUGGUCUUUUUACCUUACUUUUGCUUGCUCAAUAGGAGUCCAAUAUAAAGCAAAAGACAAGCGAUGUGUGGGCAACAUUCAGCAAGUAUCUACGUCAGGGGUAAAUGGGUUAUACUUGUAGAGCGCUUUUCUACCUUCAAGGUACUCAAAGCGCUUUGACACUAUUUCCACAUUCACCCAUUCAUACACACAUUCACACACUGAUGGCGGGAGCUGCCAUGCAAGGCCCUAACCACGACCCAUCAGGAGCAAGGGUGAAGUGUCUUGCUCAAGGACACAACGGACGUGACUAGUUUGCUUACAAUGGAGCCUAAUUGUAGCGCAUUGAUUUCAAAAACAUCAUGACGUUUUUUGUUUUUUUCUUCUUCACUGCAUACUACUCACUACAGACUUUAUGAGAGCCAACAAACAUA